AUGGAGAAUUCUUCCCGUAACUUUUCUUCCUUCAAAAGAUAUCAGCCUCAAAAUAAUCUGGACUCAACCGGAGAUAAGGAAAAAAGUACAGGAUCAAAGGAAGCUAGCCACAACAACCAAGAAGCUGGUAGCUCUAGUAACAAAUAUAAUAACAAUCAGCAGAAUAAAGCACCUGUACAGAGGCAGGGUAACCCUUAUGCAAGACCAACCAUUGACAGGUGUUUCCAUUGUCAAGGACAUGGUCACAGAUCGAGCGUUUGCCCAAGCAGAAAAACUGUAGCUUUUCUAGGAGAAGAAGAGGAACAUGACGAAGAGGAUGAGUAUGAAGGGGUAGAGUUCGCUGAAGAAGAGUCCACUGAGGUAGUGAGUUUGGUGCUUCAAAGGGUCCUACUAUCAUCUAAGGAAGAGGGGCAACGAAAGAAUUUGUUCCAAACACGUUGUACGGUUGGUGACAAACUGUGUAACUUGAUUGUGGAUAAUGGCAGCACAGAAAAGUUAGUUUCUCAGAAACUAGUUGAUUAUUUGAAGUUACCUACAAAACCACAUGAAAAACCAUAUGCCCUGGGGUGGGUGAGGAAAGGUUCUCAAGUUCGAGUAACGAUGGCUUGUAGAGUUCCAAUCUCCAUUAGGAAACAUUAUAAAGAAGAAGUACUUUGUGAUGUUCUUGAUAUGGAUGUUUGUCACGUCCUAUUUGGUCGCCCUUGGCAGUAUGAUAAUGACAUUACAUACCGAGGAAGGGAUAACGUGUUAUUGUUUACAUGGAACGGGUACAAGAUUGCUAUGGCUCCUGUUAAGAAUUCAGAUCAGAUUACAAAGAAAAAGAAUUCCAAUUUCUUGGCUAUGGCAUAUAGUGAGAAGGAACUCGAUGAGGCAAUCAAAGAAAUAGGGUGUUUCUAUCCAGUGGUGAUUAAAGGCCUUAUGAGUGUUGUAAAUGAGGAAACGACAACACCAAACGAAGUACUAGAGAUCCUGAAAAAUUUCGAGGAUUUAAUCGCAGAUGAGCUGCCACAUGAGUUACCUCCCAUGCGUGAUCUUAUUCCGGGGUCAAGCUUACCAAACCUUCCCCAUUAUCGCAUGAGUCCUAAAGAAAAUGAGAUCAUGAGGGAACAAAUUGAGGACUUGUUAAGGAAAUGA
Molecule: messenger RNA, 1134 nt
Organism: Brassica napus (rape)
Lineage: Eukaryota; Viridiplantae; Streptophyta; Magnoliopsida; Brassicales; Brassicaceae
Exons: 1
Coding region: 1-1134 (377 amino acids)
Source: RefSeq, a predicted model, not a curated record